Messenger RNA from Thamnophis elegans (Western terrestrial garter snake), 2613 nucleotides. RefSeq names its product vomeronasal type-2 receptor 26-like. Bases 1 to 2613 code for a protein of 870 amino acids. Gene Ontology annotation, biological process: G protein-coupled receptor signaling pathway. Lineage: Eukaryota; Metazoa; Chordata; Lepidosauria; Squamata; Natricidae. The record is from RefSeq and is a predicted model, not a curated record. Gene Ontology annotation, molecular function: G protein-coupled receptor activity. The transcript has 6 exons. Gene Ontology annotation, cellular component: membrane.
AUGUUUCUUCUGAUGUUUUUGGUACACAAAGUAGUUACUCUGAGCUGCCCUGCAAGUGAUGCUUUCCUUGUUCCCCAUGAGUGGUACCAGCCUGGAGACUUCAUUGUUGGUGGGAUGGCAUCUCACAUUGUUUACCACUUCUGUGAAAUGAAAUUUAAUGAAUAUCCUGGAAAAACACCUAAAGACAUACCAAUCAUAAUCACCAAAUUUCAUCAACAUGUCCUUGCCUUGGCUUUUGCUAUCAAGCAGAUCAAUGAGGACUCCCAGAUCUUAUCUAAUGUCACUCUGGGGUUCCACAUCUAUGAUAGUUACAUGAAUGCAAGGAUGACGUAUCGCACCACCUUGGACCUGCUUUUCAAAUCCCAGGAAUUUGUCCCUAAUUACAAGUGUGAUAAUCAGAAGAAUCUCAUAGCUAUCAUUGGAGGAUUGGAUUUUGACACAUCAUCUUAUAUAGGUGAAAUGAUAAGAUUCUUCAAGAUUCCACAACUGACAUAUGGUUCAUUAGCCCAAGAUGCAUUUCAAACCAGUAGGCUCUCUUCACUUUAUUUCAUGGUACCAAAAGAGGACCAUCAGUACAUUGGGAUUAUUCAACUGCUUCACCAUUUCAGGUGGACAUGGAUUGGGAUUUUUGCUAUGGAUAACAAUAAUGGAGAGAAUUUCUUACAGAAAAUGCAGCCCUUACUUGCAGAGAAUGGAAUCUGCUCAUCCUUCACAGAAAGGCUUUCGCAACUGGUUCACUUGGAGGACUUUCCAGAAGUUUAUAGAACAAUCUCCAUGAUUUCCAUUAAUUUGAUAAAUAGCAAUGCCAAUGCAGUUCUUGUCUAUGGAGAAUCCUGGGCAAUUACGUGGCUAAGAGCGGUCACAUUUCUGGCAGAUCCUGAAAGCAAAGAAAUAGUACCAUUUAGAAAGGUAUGGAUUAUGACUGCACAGAUUGAUUUCAUAUUAUCAGGAUUUCAAAUCAAUUGGGAUCUCGCGAUGUUCUAUGGGGCUAUUUCCUUCACCAUUCAUUCAAGGGCAUUUGUAAGUUUCAAGGAAUUUCUUCAGUCUGUAAAUCCUGUUUCUGUCUACAGUGAUGGGUUUCUGCAGGAAGUAUGGGAACAAUCCUUUGAUUGUUCAUUUCUAAAAUCAGAGUUACAAGAACUGCCAAGUAGGAAAUGCACUGGGGAGAUGAAGUUGGAGGACCUUCCUGGGCCUGUCUUUGAAAUGGAAAUGACUGGCCAAAGCUACAGCAUUUACAAUGCCAUUUAUGCUGUGGCUCAUGCUUUGCAGGCACUACACAUGUUGAGGUUCAAUAAGAAGACAAUUACAAUGCGUAAAAAAAUUGAUCUUCUAAAUCUGCAGGCUUGGCAGCUCCAUUCAUUUCUACAAGGCCUUUCUUUUAACAAUUCAGCUGGGGAGAGAGUGUUCCUGAAUGAGAAAGGAGAAGCAACAGGUGGAUUCGAUAUCACAAACUUGAUCAUGUUUCCAAACAGAUCCUUUCAGAGAGUUAGAGUUGGAAAGCUGGAUCCACAGGCUCCAAAAGGGAAGGAAUUAUUCAUUGAUGAAGAUGUGAUUGUCUGGAAUCCAGCUUUUAACCAGGUUCUUCCACUUUCUCGAUGCAAUGAGCCUUGUUUCCCUGGAUCCUGGAAGAAAGGGAUUGAGGGGAAUCAGUUCUGCUGCUAUGACUGUGUUCCAUGCCCAGAAGGGAAGUUUUCAAAUCAAAAUGAUGUGGAAGAUUGCUUUGAAUGUUCAGAAGAUCAUUAUCCAAAUAAAGAAAAGAAAGAAUGCAUCCUGAAACUGCUGGUCUUUCUAACUUUUGAAGAAAUCUUAGGAAUUGCCUUAUCCUCAGCAGCUCUUUGUUUCUUCUUCUUGACAUCUUGGAUACUUGGAACAUUUAUUAAGUACAGGGAUACUCCCAUUGUCAAAGCCAACAACCGAUCCUUAACCUAUACCCUCCUUGUUUCUCUUUUGCUCUGUUUUCUCUCCUCUUUGUUCUUCCUCAGCCAACCUGACAAGGUCAUCUGUCUUCUCCGACAACCAACUUUUGGGAUCACAUUCUCAGUGGCCAUUUCUAGUGUAUUGGCCAAAACUAUAACUGUGGUUGUGGCUUUCAUGGCGACUAAACUGGGAUCUCAGAUGAGGAAAUGGGUGGGGAAAAGAUUGCCCUUUUCUAUAGUCCUUUCCUGUUCUCUUGUCCAAGUAUGUAUUUGUAUUCUUUGGUUGUCAACAUCUCCCCCAUUCCCUGAACUGGACAUGCACUCAGAGCUUCAAGAAAUGAUUUUACAAUGCAAUGAAGGAUCAGCUUUCUUCUUCUACUGUGUCUUGGGCUACAUGGGUAUCUUGGCCAUUGCCAGCUUUACUGUGGCUUUUCUUGCCCGUAAACUACCUGACAGCUUUAAUGAAGCCAAGUUCAUCACCUUCAGCAUGUUGGCCUUCUGUAGUGUGUGGGUCUCCUUCUUUCCAGCCUAUCUGAGCACAAAAGGUAAAGCCAUGAUAGCUGUGGAAGUCUUCUCCAUCUUGGCCUCCAGUGCUGCACUACUGGGAUGCAUAUUCUUGCCCAAAUGCUACAUUAUUGUUUUGCGGCCUGACCUCAACCAAAAGGUACAACUCAAAAAGAGGAAUUACCUCUUAUAA